Messenger RNA from Sinocyclocheilus grahami, 381 nucleotides. Its product is annotated as multidrug resistance-associated protein 1-like. Gene Ontology annotation, biological process: transmembrane transport. The annotation marks the transcript as partial. The record is from RefSeq and is a predicted model, not a curated record. Lineage: Eukaryota; Metazoa; Chordata; Actinopteri; Cypriniformes; Cyprinidae. The transcript is spliced from 2 exons. Gene Ontology annotation, molecular function: ATPase-coupled transmembrane transporter activity; ATP binding; ATP hydrolysis activity. Gene Ontology annotation, cellular component: apical plasma membrane.
GUACCGCAGGGCAUCAAUCUGAGUGGAGGACAGAAACAGCGGGUGAGUCUGGCCAGGGCGGUCUACAGCUCCGCAGACGUGUACCUUCUGGAUGACCCACUGUCUGCGGUAGACUCACAUGUGGGGAAACAUCUGUUUGAGAGGGUGAUCGGACCCAAAGGACUGCUCAAAGACAAGACUCGUAUCCUGGUAACUCAUGGGAUCAGCUUCCUGCCGUAUGUAGAUGAGAUUGUUGUCUUGGUGAAUGGGGUGGUGUCUGAGGUAGGAUCAUACGAUGGCCUUCGAGCCAGUAAAGGAGCUUUCUCUGAAUUCCUGGAAACGUACGGCAAAGACGAGAGCAGCAACGCUAAUGCCAAUAAAGGUUUGUCUCCCAUCCAACAU